Molecule: messenger RNA, 570 nt
Organism: Strongylus vulgaris
Lineage: Eukaryota; Metazoa; Nematoda; Chromadorea; Rhabditida; Strongylidae
Source: the annotation of a GenBank genome assembly
UUGAGCAGAAUUUCUUUACAGGUUCGAGAGCUUCUGCCAAGCGGUGCUGUAGCAUUUGGUAUUUAUUAUGACAAUCCAAGGGACCGUGAUGAACAUCUGCUCCAGUCGGCUGUCGGUGUCAUCUUUGGAGAAGACGACAAGUCGCUUUACACUGAUAAUUACGCUCAACAGUUAACACGAUGGGGCUAUGAGAAAAUGGUCUUGCCUAAGAUCGAGCGCGCUGUCGAAGUGACUCAGCCAUACACAGGAUCUCUUUCUAUUUUCGCCUUAAUCUAUCGAACGUACGGGAUCAUUAGGCAGUUCAUUGAGGAUAAGCGUUUGGAAACUGCGCUAGCCAUAGAGUUCUACAGCACUGAUGAGAUUUGUGUCUCAUUCCCACUUGAUCAUGUUAAAGAAUUUAUUGUUCCAGAGCAUUUAUCGUUGGAAGCGUUGGAGGCUAAACUUGCCAGAAAGAAGUUUGAUUCCGACGAGGAGUCAAGCGAAAGUGAAGCAGAGCACGCAUCUGAAGUAGAAAUCCCUGAAGAAGGUGAAAUUGACAUGGCUGCUGGUGGUGAUAAGAAGGAUAACUAG